Molecule: messenger RNA, 648 nt
Organism: Stomoxys calcitrans (stable fly)
Lineage: Eukaryota; Metazoa; Arthropoda; Insecta; Diptera; Muscidae
Exons: 4
Coding region: 1-648 (215 amino acids)
Source: RefSeq, a predicted model, not a curated record
AUGGCAAAUAUUUUCGUCGCAAAUUGCAAGUUGCCCCUGAUAUAUCCCAAAAAAGUGGGCAGCGCUUUUAAGCUGAUUUUUGGCUUUGGUGUACCCUGGGAUGGUUUGCUAGUGGAAACUAUUACUUCAGGUAUGGUAUGGCGAGUGCAUUUUCGUCUACCAGGAUCCUUGCAGCAAUUGAAGCAUAGGCAUUAUACAACUCUUGGACGUAGAUUGGAUAAUUGGUCAGAAGAUUAUGCUGAGCAUCAUUUCCCAGGUAAUUCCACCUGGGCACUUAAAAAUGGUCUGGAAUUGGAAAAAUAUGUUCAUACCAGUUAUCGUUGGGGAUUUUAUCAAACUAUGGAGGGUUUGGCCACAAGAAUAGGCUUAAAUGGCCGUUUGUGUGUUUUGAAGAGUAUUUGCGAGGCAGCCAAAGAUCCCUUUCACAUUGAUAAUGGCUUAUGGGCUGAACUGUUGAAUAUUUUACUAAUGCCCUCCUCUUCGGUGGACAAGUUGUCUCAGCACAGUGACAAUGACUAUUACCAGGCUGAAUAUAUGGGUCGUUCAGGUGCCAAUUGCAAUAAGGUCUUUGCAAGUUGUCCACGUUCUUUACUGGAUCAUUUCAGCAAUUUUUAUAAACUCACAGAUGAGCUAAGGCAGGCUUUUUAA